GCCUUUAUUUUAUUUCCUGUUUUCUUCCGUACAGUCGUUUUCCAUUGGGCGUAGUUUGCAAACUUCAUGAACCCCUCCUGAAAUAUGACUGCAAUGCUUCUUAAUAUAUCUUUACUGUACUCCCCUCUUGUUUUAAAAUAGUGUCGUUAAAUUUAAUGAAUUAACAAAUUAUCAACGCCAUGUCAACGCUUCUUGGUGGCGAGGUGCUUGUCAACUUGAUCAAUAAAAACAUAUACGUACCAGUUUUAACUCGUUGUACUAAAGGAGAAGUUUCAUUGGAGGAAGCCAUCCAGACUUCGUUGUGUGAGGUCAAGACUGUCUUUGUCGUUGGCCCUAAAGGUUCUGGCAAAACUACCACGUUAGAAAAGCUUUUUCUAAAUGGAUCUAAAGCCCAACAACUUCAGAAAUUCACCCACGUUUUCUACUUCCAAGGUGGUGACAUUAAUUCUCUUGAAGGUCUCAUUUCAUUAAAGGCGUUUUUGCAAUGGAGCUGUCUUCCCCAAUCAAGUCCACUUGCAAACUCUGAAAAUGUUUUGUUUAUUUUUGAUGACUUGGACAAAUAUAUUCACAAUUUAAAUCAAUCAGUCACUAAUCUUUGCUCUGAUCCAGACCAGACCACCACUGUAUCAUGUUUAGUUGCCAGUCUCCUUUACGGAUCUUUAAUACCAGGUGCAAGUGUUUUAAUAACAACCAAGACCACACCAAAUCUCGAUCUUCCGAGUGAGGUCUACCUUGAAGUCUUGGGAUUUUUGAAGGUACAGAGAGAUGCUUUCUUCCAUAAGUUCUUUACAGACCCAGAAGAUGCCAAGAAUGCCCUGCAACAUUUUGAAACAACUUUAGGGUUUUAUGAUUUCUCAAGGUCCCCUCAGUUUUGCUGGACAGUUUGUUCUACCUACAACUUUCUCAUCAAUUUUGCUACUAAGCUUCCUGAUACACUCACUCAACUUUUUGUCCACAUUUUGGCUCACUUGAUUGAGAAGAUACCACAAAAAGAUGCAAAGCAAAAUAUAGUGACAGCUCUUGGAAAGCUCGCAUCCUAUUGUGCACUAGGUUCACAUGUGGACUUUCAAAACGACAAACUUCUUGCACUUGGGCUUCUAUCAGAGCUCACUCUUAAUGAUUUUUUAUGUGCAGAUGGUGAGCCAAGCAAAGCUGUCUAUUCCUGGCAUUCACCGCUAAUCCAAGAAUUUAUUUUAGCUGUUUCUUUCUUUAUUGAUCCUACUUUGGAAAAUGUGGACAAGUUUUUAGAGAAUCAUAAAAAACACACAAAAUUUCUAAAUGUUUUUAUGGCUGGUCUCUGUGAGCAAGUUAACCGGAAAUCACUGGAAGACCUACUUGGACAAUUUAAACCAGAGCAGAUUUUGUAUUUUAAAAAUUGGCUUAAGGAACUAUGUGAAAAAACACUCCCAGGAUUCAACAAAAAGGACCACUGCCACUGCUUUCACCUGCUUUAUCAAAUUCAAAAUAAAAAUGUGGUGAAAGAAGUCAUAACCCCUUCAGCGAGACUCGGCCUCAGUUAUGGAGACCUCAGCCUGGUGGACUAUGUGGUACUGAACUAUGUAGUGAUGCAGCUUGGAGAGAUGGAGCAGUUGAAUCUAUAUGGGAUCUCAUGUUUGACAGAAGACAUAGCAGAAAUCCUUGCUCCAGCAAUGACUGUGUCGCAUAAGAUAAUGUUAAACCAGUGUUCGUUUGAGAAUGGUGCAGUUUCUCACUUGGCAUCUGCUCUUCGCAAUGGAAUCACUGAGGACUUGAAUUUGUCCCACAGCUCCCUAAAUGAUAUACAAUUUAAAAGUUUGUGCAGUGGAUUAAGCAACUGCAAACUGCAAUCACUCAAUCUUUCUAGCUGUAAGCUGACAGAGACAUUAUGUGAAGAUUUGGUGCCUGCUUUAUCCUCCACAACCUCCCACCUGCGUGUGCUACAACUUUUGGGUAAUCAAAUCGGUGACCAGGGUUUUAAAAGGCUAUGUGAGGCACUGCAAAGUCCACACAGCAAAGUACAGGAACUAGAUUUGCAGUUCUGCCAUGUGACUGCCAUCUCGAUGGAACACCUGUCGAUAGUAUUGAGUUCUGGUCCCUCACAACUUCUGAAGGUUAACCUGUCAAGAAAUGAAGUUGGAGAUACAGGAGUUAAAGCCCUGUCUGAAGGCCUACAGCAGCCAUUGUGUAAACUCGAGAGUCUCGGUCUUUCUGAUUGUGAGCUGACUGAAGCCUGCUGCCCUGAUCUGAUGGAGGCUUUGAUGUCUAAACAUUGUCCUGUGCUUCAACUGGAUUUGUCAGUGAAUGAACUUGGCCAGGAGGGGGCGCUGCUGCUGUGUAAUGCACUCAAAAGACCUGGCUGCCCCAUAGAAAAACUUAACUUGGUCAGAUGUGAUUUAACAGAAGUCAUUUUUGUUGAACUGGCUGCUCUGUUGAAGAGGGGGUCUCCUCCACUCAAGUGCUUGUCUGUGGGUCUGAAUAAAGUGGGAGAUCAAGGAGUCAACCAUCUCUGGGAGGCUUUAAGACAUCCCUCCUGUAUCCUGGAGGAGUUGGAUUUGGAAAUGACUGGUUUGACAGAUGCUUGUGUUGGAGACAUGUGUGCUGCCAUAAAAGCCUCAAAAACACUGAAGAAACUUGAAGUACACAAUAACUCCCUCACCAAUAUCUCCGUACCUGCUCUAGUCAGAGUCAUGCAAGACAGUCCCAACAUGCAACAAAUCAAUGUAAAGUACAAUGAUUUUGGUGAUGAAAUGUUUGACCUUUUUGAAACAUGUUCCAAAAUAAGAUAUUAAAAUGUAGUUCAUGAUGUGUCUUAUUUGAUCUAUAUAUAAUAUUAAUAAAGAAAUCUUUGUGCACCACAACUGCU
Molecule: messenger RNA, 2842 nt
Organism: Periophthalmus magnuspinnatus
Lineage: Eukaryota; Metazoa; Chordata; Actinopteri; Gobiiformes; Gobiidae
Product: NACHT, LRR and PYD domains-containing protein 12
Exons: 9
Coding region: 180-2768 (862 amino acids)
Cellular component (GO): cytoplasm
Molecular function (GO): protein binding
Source: RefSeq, a predicted model, not a curated record